AUGCCAACAGUGUUUGAUGAGGACAUUGGUUUUAACUCUGCGCCUUAUGUAAACUCUGCGCCUGAUGUCAACUCUGCGCCUGAUAUAGUCCAGGAGUUUAGUGAGGUUGCCAGUGGGGACACAUCACCAGCUCAGUGGGUACUCAAUCAAGCAGAAACUAAAUGCCAAGGACACUGGAGCCACCCCACGGUGACCGAGGAUGAGGAUACUGGGCCCUGGACGACCCCCCGUCCCAAAAAGCUUCAACUGGUAGGUGCAGGACUCCAGAGGUACAUUAGACAGUCAAUUGAUCAAUUAGAACAAGGGGAUUAUAACACUCUCAUCACUUAUGGUCCAGUCAAACCACACGGUGAUCAUUUCAGACAUUACACUGGUGGUGGCUCCCUGUCACAACAGAGCAUAAACUGGGCAAAGAGCCUGCCAAAUUUCCCUGACCCCAAGUCUAAGACACCUACUGAUAUGAUCUGA
Molecule: messenger RNA, 468 nt
Organism: Tremella mesenterica DSM 1558
Lineage: Eukaryota; Fungi; Basidiomycota; Tremellomycetes; Tremellales; Tremellaceae
Exons: 4
Coding region: 1-468 (155 amino acids)
Source: RefSeq, a predicted model, not a curated record